AUGCGGGGACUGGUGGCGCUGCUGGCAGCGCUGAGCUGCGCGCCCCCGGCGGGGCAGGCGGCGGGGCCCGGCGGGUUCCUCAGCUCCAACGCCAUCAAGGGACCCCCCUCGGGUGGAGCGGCCGAGGCCAGCGCCGCCCCCGUUGCCCCUUUCGACGGCAGUAACAAGCCACCUCCCGCUGCCACCCGGCAGCCUUUCCCCUGCGCCGAAGACGAAGACUGUGGCCCCGAGGAGUUUUGCGGAGGAGUGGCCCGUGGCGGGGGGACCCCGCUCUGCCUCGCCUGCCGGAGACGCCGCAAGCGCUGCCUGCGCGAUGCCAUGUGUUGCCCCGGCAUGACCUGCAGCAACGGGCUCUGUACUGCCCCGGAGCCUCCCCAUGGAGCUGCCGAGUUGGACGAGUUCAGCACUGAGGCUCUGCCCCGACGGACACCCGCUCCUUCCUGGCUCCCUACUGCCAAAGGUGAGGAGGGGGACUUCUGCCUGCGUUCCUCGGACUGUGUGGCCGGGCUAUGCUGCGCCCGUCACUUUUGGUCCAAAAUCUGCAAGCCGGUGCUGCGGGAAGGGCAGGUGUGUACCCGACACCGGCGGAAAGGCACUCACGGCCUGGAGAUCUUCCAGCGGUGCCAGUGUGCCGAGGGGCUGUCAUGCCGCCUCCAGCGAGAGCAGGGCCCUGCAGAUUCCUCCCGCCUGCACACCUGCCAGCGGCACUGAGCAUCACCAACCAAUGGACAGGACGGACAGACUCCGGCCCCGCCGGAGCUGAAGGUUGUUUCUCAAGGGAACUACUUUUAAAGCGACUAAUUGCAGUACGUUACUGUGUUGUGAAUACUCAAG
Messenger RNA from Colius striatus (speckled mousebird), 834 nucleotides. It is a transcript of the gene DKK1, whose product is annotated as dickkopf WNT signaling pathway inhibitor 1. NCBI's taxonomy places the organism in Eukaryota, Metazoa, Chordata, Aves, Coliiformes, Coliidae. The record is from RefSeq and is a predicted model, not a curated record. Gene Ontology annotation, biological process: multicellular organism development; negative regulation of canonical Wnt signaling pathway. Gene Ontology annotation, cellular component: extracellular region. The coding region runs from base 1 to 711 and encodes 236 amino acids. The transcript is spliced from 4 exons. Gene Ontology annotation, molecular function: co-receptor binding; receptor antagonist activity.